Molecule: messenger RNA, 3358 nt
Organism: Siniperca chuatsi (mandarin fish)
Lineage: Eukaryota; Metazoa; Chordata; Actinopteri; Centrarchiformes; Sinipercidae
Gene: pxdc1b
Product: PX domain containing 1b
Exons: 5
Coding region: 448-1149 (233 amino acids)
Molecular function (GO): phosphatidylinositol binding
Source: RefSeq, a predicted model, not a curated record
GGCAGGACACUGCGCUGAAAGAAGAGCAACUGCUUGUCCAGACAGUGUGAAGUGAAAUGUUGAGGAUUUAGGAAACUAACGGCAGACUGGACGAGGGACUUUACUUUGAGAGAUGUAGUCUUUGGACUUUCCACGUCUUGUCGAGGAUGACAGAAAAAUAUCAAUAUUGGCAAAUCAAUUUUGCGGGGGCGGUAUCUUUGACUCUAAAGUCUAUUUUUUUUCUCAAAUCAUGCCACGUUUGAGAUCAGGCUACGCCUGUGAUGCGCUGAGCAAAUCCUCCUCCUCCACAGCUGCUGACAGACCGCUCAGAGCAGACUGACCGAAAAGUUACGGAAGUUGUUUUUCCUUGUUUGCCAGAAUUUUUACUUCCAAAUUUCUGUGGCCUCGAGUCCUUCAGCCCCCAGGUCCGCCGACCCGCCCCAGCAUGCUGGACUGACGUCUUGAGGAAUGGCAUCGGCUGUGUUUGAAGGCACGUCGCUGGUCAACAUGUUUGUCCGGGACUGCUGGGUCAACGGGAUCCGGAGGCUGAUCAUCAGCCAGCGGGGAGAGGAAGAAGAGUUUUUCGAGAUCAGGACAGAGUGGUCUGACAGGAACAUUUUAUACUUGCAUCGGAGUUAUUCCGAUCUGGGGCGGCUGUUUAAAAGACUGAUAGAGUCCUUUCCUGAGGACAGAAGAGACCUCUCCAAGUCUCCACUGAUAGAAGGGCUUGUAAAAAUCAAAGAGGCAAACGACAUCGAGGAGAAAUUGAACGAGGUGGAAAGACUACUGAAGAAUGCUAUCAACAUGCCAUGCAAGUAUUCCAGGUCAGAGGUGAUGUUGACGUUCUUUGAGCGAUCACCGCUGGACCAGGUGCUGAGGAAUGACAAAGUCCACAGAAUCCAGCCGUGCUUUCAGAGUCCAAUCAAGAUAUCAGAAAUCAUGCGGUCCAAUGGAUUCUGUCUGGCUAAUACGGAAACCAUUGUAUUUGAUCACAGUCUCCCUGAAGAAAAAGAGAGACCCUCAUCCACUGACUCUGUGGAACAUAUGUAUGAGGAUGGAACAGAGUUUUUGCCAAUGGAAGCAGAUGUGUGUGAUGAGGAAACAGAAGCGUAUGUCACCAACCUUUCCUACUACCAUCUGCUCCCAUUUGAAACUGACAUCCUGGAAUGAGGAACCGAUGCCUGUUGAUAGACAUAUGACGCUGUCAUUGAGGAACAUGUACUCCUUAAAUGGAACCUACUUAUACAAUGCUGCACAUAGCUGCUCCAAGUAAAUGCUGCUGCUUAUUCUAGAAACCUCUAGAGUUGCUUGAAUUUCUUCUUCUUCUUCUUGCCCAUCAUGGAGUUGGGCAGAUGUACACACUAAAACAUUGCAGAAGAAGAAUGCAACAGCAGCACCACUUUGUUUUUGCCACCUUAAGCGAUGUCACCAGUGUGCCUCAUUCAGAGCCUUACUUGAGUGUGUCAAGAAAAAAACAUAAUGGGAUUGUCUUUAUACUGGCCACAGAGGGCUUUCAGGUGUUGUAAUACAACAUGUGGCAGCAACAAUGGAGGUCCUUCAGUCCUUAGUCAGAUGCAAACAGCUGGAGAGGUUUCAAAACAUGUGACUUAACCACAAUAAUUUCAAUAGCAUCAAACACAUCAGUGUCUGUGGUUUGGAGUGUGACUGCAACCAGAGGGGAGAGUGCUACACAUUAAGCGUAAUUUGGAGGCAGAGUUACACUAUUACACUACACUACAUUCACUGUAACUUAAAAGCUGAAUUAACCAGCACUCUUUUUCUAUCUCAGUUGUUUUAUCUUUAUUCUCCUGUGGACCUCCAUGAUGCCAUCGGCCUGGUUUGCUCAUAGAUAUGUGAUGCAUCUGCAAAGCCUAUUGUCUUUUCAUUUAAACUGCUCCCUGAAGUGUUAUCCACAGUGUUACCACUCUGGUAUUUUAUUCCUGGAACACAGGAAGCUGUCAUGAAGCCUUGUGGAUGAUACUUGUUUACGGUGCAAUUUCCACCAGCAUUUAGGGACGUUUUUGUUUGUAAAAUACCAGCUUGAAACUCAUAGGAUAAUUCCUGUUUUGUUGCUGUGAUAUGCAGUUGGUUGUUUGGCAUGAGAGUAUCCAAGUGAACUAGACUGCAUUGGUUUGAUAAGAGGCAUACAAACGUAAAGUUUAACUACCACUAAAGAUAAAAGAAUAGUAAUCAUUGGGGGAAAUUAUGUCCAAAGUCCAAAAACAAAAACUUGAUGGUAAAUCGAGUAAGAAUAAUGAAGCUUUUAUGCUAAUAAAAUGCUCGAAACAUGUGUUAGCAUAAGCAUUAGAUACAUUUUUAUGGGUAUAUACAGUAUACUGUAUAUGUUUAACUUGGUAAAGAAUGUAAAAGACAUGUGUCAUUAUCAUUUUGUCACACCACUCACGUUCCAAAGUGAAAACUUAAUGCUGCCUUUUUGGAUGUUUGGAUGUUUUUUGUCUGAAUAAUAAAUUAGAAUGUAGUACGUGUUAGCAGUGUAGCUUGUAAUGUAGCUUAUUUUAUGUUUAUAAACCAAUAAUUUGAUAUAUUAGAGCAGAGCAUUGAGUGUUGCCAUUAUGUGGAUAACUGAAUCAUCUCACUGCUCUUGUUGCCAUGUUAUGAGCAAAAAAAUGGGGCAAAGAAAGCUUUAUUUUAUGGGUCAAUUGAGGUCAUAUCUGAUGAAGAUGACGUGUGUGGGUUCAGUCUGACAGCUGACUGCAGUCUUACUGAAUGUGGGAGUCUGCAGCUUGGCAUGCAAUAGGAGAACAAGUCCUCUCUUUAUCUAAAGAAGACAAACGACCUUGCUGUACUAAAACAUUGUAUAGGAAAAGUUGUGUGAAAUAGGCAAACACUUGAUUAAUAUUCAUGCCUUUUGUAUGUUUUAGGGGUCCUCCCGCCAUAAGGAGGUUGCUUUCACUUCUCGUAGCAACUUUUACGAAACUGUGGAACUCAGUGGAGCAUUGCAUAUGUUUUGAAUGCAAGUGAAAGGCAAAAAGAUGUAUAUUUGUGUAGGGUUAACCAUAACAAAGUCUAUCUAUCUUCAUUGCUUUGACAGUUUUGUUAAUGCAGAAGUCAUUGGCCUUACAAUGUGGGCUAACAGCUUGUGUCCAGUUUUCUGCAUCUCCAAAUACAAAGGCAUUCAACCCUCACAAACUUGGCACAUGAGGCUUCAACAGGACGGUCCUCCGCAUGAGUCUAUUUAGUAACACAGUCAUGAUCACCAUUCACCCCAUGAGAAAGUACAGCUCUUUCUCACGGUGCAAAACGAUUUCUUUUUGUUUUUCUCUUUUCUCCAAGAUUGGAACAAGAAUAACAUCAAGAAUUGAUGGAUAUUCUUUGGACAUAAAAGUUUCUGUUGAAAAAGUCACUCUUCUAGAAAGCA